Erpetoichthys calabaricus (reedfish) is the source of this 5630-nucleotide messenger RNA. Its product is annotated as zinc finger protein 721-like. The record is from RefSeq and is a predicted model, not a curated record. NCBI's taxonomy places the organism in Eukaryota, Metazoa, Chordata, Cladistia, Polypteriformes, Polypteridae. Gene Ontology annotation, cellular component: transcription regulator complex; PcG protein complex. Gene Ontology annotation, molecular function: RNA polymerase II cis-regulatory region sequence-specific DNA binding; DNA-binding transcription factor activity, RNA polymerase II-specific. Gene Ontology annotation, biological process: regulation of transcription by RNA polymerase II.
CUUACAGUGAACAUUUUAUCUACUGUCUUAGUUUAUAUAAACCUUAUCUGAAAGGAUGUUGUAAAAUUUUAUAUAAAUGUCUUUAGAUCUAAAGGCUGCAGUUUUGUUAGAAUCAAUUCUUCUUUCCACAGAGAGAGUGAAAAAGCUGCCUUUUACUGUAACGCCUUGAUGGACGUGAGAAAGAAGGAAUGUAAGGCUGACUACAAUAUCAUGGAGAAAAGGACUCCACAUAUUAAGGAGGAGGACUGUGAAUGGGAGUGUGUCCACCCUAAACAGGAGUGUCUGGGCAUUAAGGAUGAGGACAGUGAACUGGGGUCAGUGGGCAUUAAAGAACAGGGUGAAGAGAAGUCUGCCAGCACAGAGAUGCACAAAAAUAAAAGAAUGGAGAGUGUCAAGGAAGACAGACUUCAUUAUGGGUGUCAAGAUGGAGUGAAGACUGACUUUGACUCUUCUCAGAGCAGACGUUGUUCAUCACCAGAGCUGCUUAUCAAUGUGAGCUCUGAAACGUUACAUUCUGACACAAAGAGGACUGAGGAAGUUUCAUCUGUUAUAAUUCAGGAAGAUGGGCCAUCAUCUACAAAGACAUUUAUGCAGAGAGACAAACCUCACUGCUGUUCUGAAUGUGGCAAACAAUUAUCAAGCAAGAGUAACCUUUCGAGGCACAAAAGAAUUCACAUGGGAGAGAAACCUUAUUGCUGUCCUGAAUGUGGUAAGUGGUUUUCAGAAAAGCGCAGGCUUCAGGGCCACCGAACCAUUCACACGGAAGAGAAGCCUCAUUGCUGUCCUGAAUGUGGUAAGUGGUUUUCGCAAAAGAGGUAUCUUCAGAGCCACGAAAGAAUUCACACAGGAGAAAAGCCUUAUUGCUGUCCUGAAUGUGGCAAGCAGUUUUCAAAAAGGAGCAAUCUUCAGAGACACCAAACAAUUCACACAGGAGAGAAACCUUAUUGCUGUUUUGAAUGUGGCAAGCAGUUUUCACAAGAGUUCUAUCUUCAGAGCCACCAAGGAAUUCACACGGGAGAAAAGCCUUAUUGCUGUUUUGAAUGUGGCAAGCAGUUUUUAAAAAAGAACCAUCUUCUGCACCACCAAAGAAUUCACACAGGAGAGAAGCCUUAUUGCUGUUCUGAAUGUGGCAAGUGGUUUUCAGAAAAGAAGAAUCUGCAUAGCCACCAAAGAAUUCACACGGGAGAAAAGCCUUUUUGCUGUUCUGAAUGUGGCAAGCAGUUUUCAAGAAAGAGAUAUCUUCGGAUCCACCAAAGAAUUCAUAAGGGAGAAAAGCCUUAUUGCUGUUCUGAAUGUGGGAAGUGGUUUUCGAAAAAGAACCAUCUUCAGAGCCAUGAAAGAGUUCACACGGGAGAAAAGCCUUAUUGCUGUUCUGAAUGCGGCAAGCAGUUUUCGCAUCAAAGCACUCUUCGGCGGCACCAACGAAUUCACACAAGAGAGACAGCAGAUAUGGAUGUGAAAGGGAAAGUGUCUGGGGCUAACAGAAAUAUUAUGGAGAAAAAGACUAUAAAUGUUAAGGAUGAGGACUUUGAAUGUCAUCAUAUCCACCCUAAAAAGGAGAGUUCAGGCCUUAAAGAGGAGGACAGUGAACUGGGGUCAAUGGGCAUUAAAGAAGAGGCUGAAGAGACGUCUGUCAGCAUUGAGCCACCCAAACAUGGAAGUGUAGAGAGAGUCAAGGAAGAAGACCUUAAUUAUGGGUGUCAAGGUGGAGUGGUGAGUGGGUUGGUCUCUUCUCAAAGCAGAUGCUGUUCAUCCCCAGAGUCUUCUGUAGAUGUGAAGUCUGAAUCAUUACAGCCAAAAUCAAAGAAGCCAGAGAAAAUUUCACCAGUCAGAACACAAAAACGUCAACCCGCACCUACAAAUAAUUCUGAAGAAAGUAACAAACCUUUUUGCUGUUCUGAGUGUGGUAAAGAGUUUUCACAAAGAAGAAAUCUUCAGAUCCACAAAAGAAUUCACACCGGAGAGAAGCCAUAUUGCUGUCCUGAAUGUGGCAAAAAAUUUACACACCGAAGCAAUCUUCGGAUCCACAAAAGAAUUCACACUGGAGAGAAGCCAUAUUGCUGUUCCGAAUGUGGCAGACAAUUCUCAUGCAACAACAAUCUUCAACGCCACAAAAGAAUUCACACUGGAGAGAAGCCAUAUUGCUGUUCUCAAUGUGGCAGACGAUUCUCAAGCAACAACAAUCUUCAGUGCCAUAAAAGAAUUCACACUGGAGAGAAGCCAUAUUGCUGUUCUGAGUGUGGCAGAAGAUUCUCGGAAAAGAACCAUCUUCGGUGCCACAAACUAAUUCACACUGGAGAGAAACCAUAUUGCUGUUUAGAAUGUGGCAAACAAUUCUCACGAGCUGACUCUCUUCAGUACCACAAACUAAUUCACAGUGGAGAGAAGCCAUAUUGUUGUUCGGAGUGUGGCAAACUAUUCUCACGAAUAGGCACUCUUCGGUGGCACAAACGCAUUCACACAAUAGAGAAGCCAUAUUGCUGUUCUGAGUGUGGCAAACAAUUUCGUAGUAUUAGUGAUCUCCUGAGGCAUGCAAAAAUUCACAGUGGAGAGAAGCCAUUUUGCUGUGUGGAAUGUGGCAAGCAAUUUUCUAGCCGGAGUAAUCUUUUGAGCCAUACAAGAAUUCACAAUGGAGAGAAGCCGUAUUGUUGUUUUGAGUGUGGCAAACAAUUCCUAAGAAACAGCACGCUUCAGUCCCAUAAACGUAUACACACAGGUGAGAAACCAUAUUGUUGUUCUGAAUGUGGCAGACAAUUCUGCCACAGGAGUAAUCUUAUGAUCCACAAAAGAAUUCACACAGGAGAGAGGCCAUAUAUCUGUUCUGACUGUGGCAAAACAUUUUCACGAAGUAGCAUUCUUCAGCGCCACACAAGAUGUCACAGACAGCCGCUCGUGCUGCUAGAUCGAGAAAAAGAAAAAGCUGCUAUACGCUAUAACAUCUCGAUGGAUGUGAAACAGGAGACCUGUGAUGUUGACACAGAUAUCAUGGAGAUAGCUUUACAUAUUAAGGAGGAGGACAGAGAAUGGGAGUCAGUGGGCAUUAAAGAACAACCUGAAGAGAAGUCUGUCAGUAUUGAGACGCAUAACCAUCCAAAUUUGAAGAGUGUAAAAGAAGAUGACCUUCAUGAUGGGUAUCAAGAUGGAGUGGUGACAGGGUUAGACUCUUCUCAAAGCCGUCACUGUUCAUCUCCAGAGAUUUCUGUCAUUGUGAAGUCUGAAUCAUUAGAGUCUGAACCAAAGAGGGAUGAGGAAACUACAUCUGUUAGAACUCAGGAAAAUCAACAACCACCUACAAGGAAGUCUGGAGAAAGAAACAAAGAUCACUGCAAUGUGGAAUGUGGCAGAGAAUUCUCUGGCAGGAGUGCUCUUCAGAACCAAACUAGAGUUCACAUUGGACAGAAGCUGUAUUGCUGUAAUGAAUGUGGUAAACAGUUUUCAAAUAUAAGCAAUCUGAAGGACCACACUAGAGUUCACACUGGAGAGAAGCCGCAUUGCUGUAAUGAAUGUGGUAAACAGUUUUCAAAUAAAAGCAAUCUGAAGGACCACACUAGAGUUCACACUGGAGAGAAGCCGCAUUGCUGUAAUGAAUGUGGUAAACAGUUUUCAAAUAAAAGCAAUCUGAAGGACCACACUAGAGUUCACACUGGAGAGAAGCCGUAUUGCUGUAAUGAAUGUGAUAAACAGUUUUCACAUAUAGGCAGUCUUCAGAGACACACUAGAGUUCACACUGGAGAGAAGCCGUAUUGCUGUAAUGAAUGUGGUAAACAGUUUUCACAAAUAAGCUACCUUCAGAAACACGCUAGAAUUCACACAGGAGAGAAGCCGUAUUACUGUAGUGAAUGUGGUAAACAGUUUUCAAAUAUAAGCAAUCUGAAGGACCACACUAGAGUUCACACUGGAGAGAAGCCAUAUUGCUGUAAUGAAUGUGGUAAACAGUUUUCAAAUAUAAGCAAUCUGAAGGACCACACUAGAGUUCACACUGGAGAGAAGCCAUAUUGCUGCAAUGAAUGUGGUAAACAGUUUUCACAUAUAGGCAGUCUUCAGAGACACACUAGAGUUCACACUGGAGAGAAGCCGUAUUGCUGUAAUGAAUGUGGUAAACAGUUUUCACAAAUAAGCUACCUUCAGAAACACGCUAGAAUUCACACAGGAGAGAAGCCGUAUUACUGUAGUGAAUGUGGUAAACAGUUUUCAAAUGUAAGCAAUCUGAAGGACCACACUAGAGUUCACACUGGAGAGAAGCCAUAUUGCUGUAAUGAAUGUGGUAAACGGUUUUCAAAUAUAAGCAAUCUGAAGGACCACACUAGAGUUCACACUGGAGAGAAGCCGUAUUGCUGCAAUGAAUGUGGUAAACAGUUUUCACAUAUAGGCAGUCUUCAGAGACACACUAGAGUUCACACUGGAGAGAAGCCAUAUUGCUGUAAUGAAUGUGGUAAACAGUUUUCACAAAUAGGCAGUCUUCAGAAACACGCUAGCAUUCACACAGGAGAGAAGCCGUAUUACUGUAGUGAAUGUGGUAAACAGUUUUCACAUAUAGGCAAUCUUCAGAGACACACUAGAGUUCACACUGGAGAGAAGCUGUAUUGCUGUAAUGAAUGUGGUAAACAGUUUUCACAAAUAGGCAACCUUCAAACACAUGCUAGAAUUCAUACAGGAGAGAAGCCGUAUUGUUGUAAUGAAUGUGGUAAACGGUUUUCAAAUAUAGGCAAUCUGAAGGACCACACUAGAGUUCACACUGGAGAGAAGCCGUAUUGCUGCAAUGAAUGUGGUAAACAGUUUUCACAUAUAGGCAGUCUUCAGAGACACACUAGAGUUCACACUGGAGAGAAGCCGUAUUGCUGUAAUGAAUGUGGUAAACAGUUUUCACAAAUAAUCCACCUUCAGAAACACGCUAGAAUUCACACAGGAGAGAAGCCGUAUUACUGUAGUGAAUGUGGUAAACAGUUUUCACAAAUGAUCAGUCUUCAGAGCCACACUAGAGUUCACACUGGAGAGAAGCCGUUCUGUAAUGAAUGUGGUAAACAGUUUUCACAAUUGAUCAGUCUUCAGAAACACGCUAGAAUUCACACAGGAGAGAAGCUGUAUUGCUGUAAUGAAUGUGGUAAACAGUUUUCACAAAUAAUCCACCUUCAGAAACACGCUAGAAUUCACACAGGAGAGAAGCCGUGUUUCUGUAAUGAAUGUGGUAAACUGUUUUCACAAAUAGGCAAUCUGAAGGACCACACGAGUUCACAACAGAAUAAAAACAGUAGCAGUUCAAUAAUCAGUCCAGAAAAACUAGAACCCUUCAGGAAUCUAGAGUGAGGUUCUCUCCUUUCUGGAUAGUAAGCACAUUUAACUGACUGGAAUCCAUCCUAAUUGGUGUUGUGUCAAAAACAAAUCAACACAGAGGAGAAUAAGAAGUUUAUAUCCGUUUUCCCUUUCCAGAAACAAAAUAAAGAACAGAGCAUCAUGCAAACCGCUUCUCACCAAAGGCUUUACAGCCUCCACCAUGCGUCUAGCUCUGUUUUCAUAACAAACAUAUUACAUAUAGAACUAUUACAAUAUAUUAUACAUAUUUCAUCAGAAAAAAAAAAACUCUACAAUAUACACAGCCUCACACAAUAAAUAAUAGUUCAGCUUUAUAUAUA